AGAAGUGUUUGGCCAUGGUAUCUCCAUGAGGUGCAGUUUGUGCAAAAUUCGUUUUCAGAGCAUCGAAAUUAUUAUUGUCUCUUAUUGUCAGAAUUCUUUGUGUAAUUGCUGCUCAACUGUGAUUUAACAAAUCAAUAUGCCGAAAAAUAAGGGAAAGGGAGGUAAAAACAGGAGAAGGGGUAAGAACGAAAACGAGACAGAGAAGAGAGAGUUGGUAUUCAAAGAAGAUGGACAAGAAUAUGCACAAGUAACAAAGAUGCUUGGUAAUGGAAGAUUAGAGGCAACGUGCUUUGAUGGUGUCAAGCGAUUGUGCCACAUCCGAGGGAAAUUACGAAAGAAAGUAUGGAUUAAUCAGGGUGACAUUAUAUUAAUUGGUUUGCGAGAUUAUCAGAAUGCGAAAGCUGAUGUUAUAUUAAAAUAUACAUCAGACGAAGCUCGUAACUUGAAAACGUAUGGUGAAUUUCCUGAAACUGUACGCAUCAAUGAUACCGUCACCUUUGUCGAGGACGGUUUCGAUGAAGAUAUUGAAUUUGGUGAUGAAAUUAGUGACGAUGAUGAAGAUGAUGUUGACAAUAUCUGAUGACCUUCAGUAUAAUAAUACUUAAAAGGUAUGGAUACAAAAAGUACAUGGAAACACCUAUUUGUUUUACAACCUGCUAUCAUUUGUCAGGCAAUUAAACUAUUGCAUUGUUUUGGAAGAAUAGCCAAUUUUCUGUAUCUAAAUAAAUUUUCGAAUUGUGUGCAUAAUAUUGUAUUCCAGUCCAAUAUUACUGGACGUUGAAUUUCCAGGAUUUGUAAAUUUUAUUAGACUACUAGUAGUCACUAUACAGUCUGUUAUUUACUGUCAUGUGAUUUCAACUUAAAAAUUUCAUUUUUCGCAUCGAUAUUCUUCUUCACAAAAUGUAUUUAAAAAAAUUAAUUAGGUUCUCAAUUAAACUGAGUUUCUUUUAAAACGAAAUUUUUACCGCUAAAUUCCAUCGCAUAUAAAUAGCUACACUAUUCAUAGUAUUACUGUAAUGUCUUCAUAAGCAACUUUAUUUUGUAUAUUUUUUGUUUUAUAUCAAAUUAUUAUUGGUACGAUUUUAAAUGGGGAAAAUAGUGAGCACUAUGCAUCGCUGUAAUUCAGUAUCUAUUAAGGCAAUUCAUUAAAUCAUCUGUUGUAUUGUAUAAGUGCAACUACACGAACGUUGUUUUUGUAAUUGUAUUUUAUAGACAGCUGAGUGUAACUUUAAGACCAGAUUUAUUAGUUAUGGGUAUAUAAAAGCAAUAUAUAACUACCAAUACGAAUAUAAUAAAAUUCCAUUUAGAAAUAUUUAUAAAGAAAACGAAAUUGCAAUUCUUCUAUUAGAGGAUGUAUAAGUUCCAUAGUUAAUUUGGUGUGCUCGAGAUUUUAAUUAUAUUAUAUCUUUCGUUGUCAACAAAAACUCAUCAUAAAUACUGCCUUUUUUAUUUCGAUAGGUCAAAUUUGAAAUAUUCAUUGGAAUAUAUAGAUUAUAACUGGUUUUUGUAUAAAACAAUGAUUCCGUGAAUGUGUACUAAAGAAAAUUAAUGUCAACUGUUAACAAUAAAUAAAAAUCUGUAAACUAA
Molecule: messenger RNA, 1587 nt
Organism: Megalopta genalis
Lineage: Eukaryota; Metazoa; Arthropoda; Insecta; Hymenoptera; Halictidae
Gene: eIF1A
Product: eukaryotic translation initiation factor 1A
Biological process (GO): translational initiation
Molecular function (GO): RNA binding; translation initiation factor activity
Source: RefSeq, a predicted model, not a curated record